UGGGAUUUGUUGCACCCAUCCAGUUAAAUUGCCAGGAGUCACGAAAGAUGGUUUAGUUCGGCACUUUUUUCAUAGACCAUCCAAAGCUUAUACUACUGGCACGAGAAAGAGAAGAAAAGUGCAGACAGAGGCUGAUGGGAGCGAAACGCGGUGGCACAAAACCGGUAAGACCAGACCAGUACUGGUGAAAGGCAGGAUGAAAGGGUACAAGAAAAUAUUGGUGUUGUACACAAACUAUGGGAAGCAACGGAAACCCGAAAAAACCAAUUGGGUGAUGCAUCAAUACCACCUAGGAGAUGAUGAAGAUGAGAAAGAAGGAGAGCUUGUUGCAUCAAAGAUUUUCUACCAAACACAACCUAGGCAAUGUAGUGGUUCCAUCAGUAAGGAUUCUCUUCUACCUCUGGGCAUGGCUAAUGAGGGUCACGAAGCUGCCGGACGAAAUGGCUCUAAUUUUAGGGAGGCAACAAUGAUGGAAUCAUUCAAUCCAACUCUUAUAUCAUUUGGUCAAUAUAACCAUGAUCAUACAACUGCUAGACUCCUACCAAGUUUUAAUAUCCAUGACACUCCUUUUAUUCCCUGAUCACAAAACAACCUAAGAAGAUCAAUUUGAUAGCAGGUUCCAUUCAAACAACUUUACCCAAAUGCUAUGACGAUUGUAUAUUUAACAAGUAUCAACACAUACAUACUCUCCGAUUCUCUUUUUUUCUUUUUUUGUAACAAAAGUAUACACAGAUGAUUUGGUCUUCAAGCUAAGUUAACAUAGCUUGAAUAUAUUUAAUUAGUGGGGUUAUAAGCUAGCUGGGAUAGAGUUAAGAGUAAGAGCACAACAGAUUUAGCUUCUAAUGAUGGAGGUUAGAGCUCACCCUAAUCCUAAUAGAGUAUAACCUGAUUAAUUAAAGCAUGUCUUAUAUUACUUUAUACAGUAAUGCAGAUGUAAUACAAAUACAAUGUACACUGAUCAGGAUAUGAUCAAUUCGCUAGGAAGUUAUUGUAAGUGAUUGAAUUCAAUUGUAAAAAUAUAAAGAUACUCCAUUUAAUAAAAUCUGAAGCUUGUACGCUUUUAUUUUGUUCU
Molecule: messenger RNA, 1072 nt
Organism: Cuscuta epithymum
Lineage: Eukaryota; Viridiplantae; Streptophyta; Magnoliopsida; Solanales; Convolvulaceae
Source: the annotation of a GenBank genome assembly